Messenger RNA from Neogale vison (American mink), 2256 nucleotides. RefSeq names its product BR serine/threonine kinase 2 (gene BRSK2). Gene Ontology annotation, cellular component: cytoplasm. Gene Ontology annotation, biological process: protein phosphorylation; microtubule cytoskeleton organization; intracellular signal transduction. The transcript is spliced from 21 exons. Gene Ontology annotation, molecular function: protein serine/threonine kinase activity; ATP binding; tau-protein kinase activity. The record is from RefSeq and is a predicted model, not a curated record. The coding region runs from base 25 to 2256 and encodes 743 amino acids. NCBI's taxonomy places the organism in Eukaryota, Metazoa, Chordata, Mammalia, Carnivora, Mustelidae.
UCGCCGGCGCCGGGCCCGGGAGCGAUGACAUCGACGGGGAAGGACGGCGGCGGGGCGCAGCACGCGCAGUAUGUGGGGCCCUACCGGCUGGAGAAGACGCUGGGCAAGGGGCAGACAGGCCUGGUGAAGCUGGGGAUCCACUGUGUCACGUGCCAGAAGGUGGCUAUUAAAAUCGUCAACAGAGAGAAGCUCAGCGAGUCUGUGCUGAUGAAGGUGGAGCGGGAGAUCGCCAUCCUGAAGCUCAUCGAACACCCCCACGUCCUAAAGCUACACGAUGUUUAUGAAAACAAAAAAUAUUUAUACCUGGUGCUAGAACACGUGUCUGGCGGGGAGCUCUUCGACUACCUUGUCAAGAAGGGGAGGCUGACCCCCAAAGAGGCCCGGAAGUUCUUCCGGCAGAUCAUCUCCGCGCUGGACUUCUGUCACAGCCACUCUAUAUGCCACAGGGAUCUGAAGCCGGAAAACCUCCUGCUGGACGAGAAGAACAACAUCCGGGUUGCUGACUUCGGGAUGGCGUCGCUGCAGGUUGGCGACAGUCUGCUGGAGACCAGCUGCGGAUCCCCCCACUACGCCUGCCCCGAGGUGAUCCGGGGGGAGAAGUACGACGGGCGCAAGGCGGACGUGUGGAGCUGCGGCGUCAUCCUCUUCGCCCUGCUGGUGGGGGCUCUGCCCUUCGACGACGACAACCUGCGGCAGCUGCUGGAGAAGGUGAAGCGCGGCGUGUUCCACAUGCCCCAUUUCAUCCCGCCCGACUGCCAGAGCCUGCUGCGCGGCAUGAUCGAGGUGGACGCCGCCCGGCGCCUCACGCUAGAGCACAUUCAGAAACACAUAUGGUAUAUAGGGGGCAAGAACGAGCCGGAGCCAGAGCAGCCCAUCCCCCGCAAGGUGCAGAUCCGCUCGCUGCCCAGCCUGGAGGACAUCGACCCCGACGUGCUAGACAGCAUGCACUCGCUGGGCUGCUUCCGGGACCGCAACAAGCUUCUGCAGGACCUGCUGUCCGAGGAGGAGAACCAGGAGAAGAUGAUUUAUUUCCUUCUCCUGGACCGGAAAGAAAGGUACCCGAGCCACGAGGACGAGGACCUGCCCCCCCGAAAUGAAAUAGACCCUCCCCGGAAGCGUGUGGACUCCCCGAUGCUGAACCGCCACGGCAAGCGGCGGCCUGAACGCAAGUCCAUGGAGGUGCUCAGCGUGACGGACGGCGGCUCCCCGGUGCCCGCGCGGAGGGCCAUCGAGAUGGCCCAGCAUGGCCAGAGUAAAGCAGUGUUCAGUAAAAGCCUGGAUAUCGCUGAAGCCCACCCCCAAUUCAGCAAAGAAGACAGGUCCAGGUCCAUCAGUGGCGCUUCCUCGGGCCUGUCCACCAGCCCGCUGAGCAGCCCCCGGGUGACCCCUCACCCCUCUCCAAGGGGUAGUCCCCUCCCCACCCCUAAGGGGACGCCCGUGCAUACGCCCAAGGAGAGCCCGGCCGGCACGCCGAACCCCACGCCCCCGUCCAGCCCCAGCGUCGGAGGGGUGCCCUGGAGGACGCGGCUCAACUCCAUCAAGAACAGCUUCCUGGGGUCGCCCCGCUUCCACCGCCGGAAACUGCAAGUUCCGACACCCGAGGAGAUGUCCAACCUGACCCCGGAGUCGUCUCCAGAGCUCGCCAAGAAGUCCUGGUUUGGGAACUUUAUCAACCUGGAGAAGGAGGAGCAGAUCUUUGUGGUCAUCAAGGACAAAGCCCUGAGCUCCAUCAAAGCAGACAUCGUUCACGCCUUCCUGUCGAUCCCCAGCCUCAGCCACAGCGUCAUCUCCCAGACGAGCUUCCGGGCGGAGUAUAAGGCGACCGGGGGCCCGGCCGUGUUCCAGAAGCCGGUCAAAUUCCAAGUGGACAUCACCUACACCGAGGGCGGGGCGGCGCACAAGGAGAACGGCAUCUACUCCGUCACGUUCACGCUCCUGUCAGGCCCCAGCCGCCGUUUCAAGAGGGUCGUGGAGACCAUUCAGACCCAGUUACUGAGCACACAUGACCAGCCCUCCGCCCAGCACUUGUCAGACACCACUAACUGUAUGGAAAUGAUGACGGGGAGGCUUUCCAAAUGUGACGAGAAGAACGGGCAGGCGGCCCCGGCCCCCAGCACGGCCGCCAAGCGGAGUGCCCACGGCCCCCUCGGUGACGCCGCGGCCGCCGGCCCGGGCCCUGGAGGGGACGCCGCGUGCCCGCCGGCCCCGGACCCGGCCCGGACGGCGCCGCCCGCCGCCCGCCGCGAGCAGCCUUAG